Messenger RNA from Anisakis simplex (herring worm), 1097 nucleotides. The record is from the annotation of a GenBank genome assembly. Lineage: Eukaryota; Metazoa; Nematoda; Chromadorea; Rhabditida; Anisakidae.
AUGCAAGGUCGACUGGUCUUCCUUCUGCUCAUAAUCGCAGUUGCUCUGAAUGAGGCAAAGAAGUAUCGUAAACUAGCGCACCAGAAACGGAAUCGUUAUAACGAAAGUCCUUGUUACAAGAAGACGUCUAGAAUAUACGAACACAGAUUAUUGCCGAGGCAGUAUGAUGAUCCAGAUUAUGAUUUUGAUGCACUUCCGAUUUCAUUUGAUUGGCGUAAUAAAGAUGGUGUGAACUACGCAGGAAUCGAUCGCAACCAGCAUAUUCCUCGCUAUUGUGGAUCUUGCUGGGCUUUUGGAGCAACCAGCGCCCUAGCAGAUCGUUUCAAUAUAAAACGGAAAAACGCUUGGCCUCAAGUACAUUUAUCUGUUCAAGAGGUAAUUGACUGUGGAGGAACAGGAAGCUGUGAAGGUGGUGAACCUGGAGGUGUUUAUAAGUUCGCACAUGACAUUGGCAUCCCACAUGAGACUUGCAACAACUAUCAAGCAAGAGAUGGAAAAUGUACUCCAUACAAUAAAUGUGGAUCAUGUUGGCCAGAUGACUGCUUUUCAAUUAGUAAUUAUACGCUUUACAAAGUUGGUGAUUACGGCCGAGUAUCGACGAUCAACAAAAUGAAAGCCGAAAUCUUUGAAAAUGGACCGAUCGCAUGUGGUAUCGCUGCGACAAAAAAAUUUGAAACAUAUUCGGGUGGUAUCUACAAAGAAGAAACAAGUGAGGGAAUCGAUCAUAUCAUAUCAGUUUACGGAUGGGGCAUUCAACACGAUUCUGGUGUUCCGUACUGGAUUGGCAGAAAUAGUUGGGGAACACCUUGGGGUGAGGAUGGCUGGUUUCGUAUUGUCACUUCAGAAUACAAACAUGCUGGUUCUAAAUAUAAUUUAAAAAUUGAGGAAGAUUGCGUCUGGGCUGAUCCCAUCGUAUGAUUUGAAUGGGCGAUCAAAACGAUAUAAACAAAAAUAAUCGGCUAUUCAAUAACUCAUUUACUUCCUAAAUCAAAUUACUUUUGAAGCUUCAUAGUUGUGAAAUUAUUCACUCUCAUUUCCUUAAUGUAAUACCUUCGCUUUUCCAUUAAACGAAUGAUCCAAUAACAAUUUUUUAAAAG